Messenger RNA from Arctia plantaginis, 627 nucleotides. NCBI's taxonomy places the organism in Eukaryota, Metazoa, Arthropoda, Insecta, Lepidoptera, Erebidae. The record is from the annotation of a GenBank genome assembly.
AUGUUUUCAGGACUCACUAAUCAGGUCAGUUCGUGGAUGGGGGCAGCUAAAGGUGAGCCUCAAGAUGAAGAAGUCCCAACCCCUACUAAAGAGGCGAUCGCUGAAGCUGCCGCAGCUGAAGCCGAAAAACAAAGUCCCACAAAAGGAGGCAGCAAAUUGGACCUUAUCACCAAUGUCAAGUCACAAAUGACCGGUUGGCUUGGUUCAGGGAUUCCUAUCCCAGGUCUUAGGAAAAAUGAACCCGCCCCUGCUGAGCAACCAGAACAACCGCCUACCACUGAAACUGCAGAAAUUGCUGAACCAAAGGCUGAAGGAAAAGAUGAUGAUGAUAAUUCUAGGUAUAAUAGCGCCACUGGUGGUGCAGACAGCAGGCCAGCGUCUACUGGAGGUACUCCUACUGAGGAACAACCUGGUGGCGUUGGAAAUGGUGACGAACAUAAAAAGUUUUUCAAUGUUGACGCUUUAGAAGUACCUGACAUGCGAGAGUUGACGACCAAGGCUGUAGCCGGAGCCAAGUCCCUGGGCAAUUUCCUGUACUCCGCUGUAAACAAGGCUGGAGCCAAAGUUAGCGAGACCACCGCGAAGAUCAAGAAGACGGUCGAGGAAAACGUAAGUACUCUAGAAUAA